AUGACAGCCCCGCCUACCUCGCAAGCUACGACGGACAGCGGACGGCAGACGAUGCGAUCCCACCGCAUUAGCAACGAUGCCCUCUCGAUCCUGGUAGCUACGGGAUUCCGUGUCCGGGCGACACCGCAGGGCCAGCACGCCAAGUGGCCCAAGUGCAAGAAAGCCGUCAUCACACCGCAAGCUUCUUCAUUCAUCUCUGCAAGCAGCGCCGCAUCGUCGCCGUCGUCCUCGGCAUGCGCCCAUGGCACGCUCGACGCUUCUCUUGUCCCAGAGCCAGCGGUCGAAGAAAGAAAGGGAGCAACGGCGCAGAUAGACCCUUCGCCUCCUGCUGCCGCCGGCGUCCCACCAGUCAAGAAGGUGCGCUUCACUAUCGAUGACGAGGAGAUGCGCCACAUCAUCGAGUACGCGCAUGAGCUGAUGCGGAGGUCACCGCAAGCACGCGGGCUCGUCGUGGCUUUGCCAGCUGGCCCGACGUUGCCCAGACUCGUGCCCCUCGCCAUGCCCCUUACUCCCUCCGCAAGUCUCCCCCCACGUCGCCCUCGCACACCUCCGCCUCAGGAUCUUCCGCCCUGGCCUCCCCUGCGCUUUCUCGAAGGAUGCGAUGAUGACGACGAUGCAGCGGCAGCAGCUGCAGGCGAAGCACUGGCCGAGCGCCUUGCUCCGACAGCACCUUCCCUGCCCUCAAUCCUCGUGCGCCCCCCUCGUAAGGCAAAGAAGGACGCGAUUGCUCUGGCUCAAAAGUUCUGGGAGGGAGAGGCGAUCCUGCUUCGCUUAGUUCCGGAGACAAGGAGAGCGCGCACGGCAGCUGCGAUCAAGCAGAAUCGCCUCGACUUUGGAGACCCAGCCUUCUUUCAGCGUCCUGACGUCAGAUUUGCGGAGCCAUCAGGGCUUGAAGCAUUGCGACGUCAAGCAAACCCGGCAAAGGCCCUCCCGGACAGCGCGGCGGGGAUCAAACUCUUCAGUCUCGAGCUGAGCUAUGCAAGCAUCAUCGUCAAGCGCCUCAUCGGGUCAAGGCAUCAGGCUAGCCAAAUUUCUAGCAUUGAGAUGAUCCAGUACGCCAGGGGCCGACGGAGUUUGGACACAGCAUCUUCAUGGGGAGCCGCGUGA
Messenger RNA from Jaminaea rosea, 1107 nucleotides. RefSeq lists its product as hypothetical. NCBI's taxonomy places the organism in Eukaryota, Fungi, Basidiomycota, Exobasidiomycetes, Microstromatales. The coding region runs from base 1 to 1107 and encodes 368 amino acids. The record is from RefSeq and is a predicted model, not a curated record. The transcript has 4 exons.